Messenger RNA from Xyrichtys novacula (pearly razorfish), 15672 nucleotides. NCBI's taxonomy places the organism in Eukaryota, Metazoa, Chordata, Actinopteri, Labriformes, Labridae. The record is from the annotation of a GenBank genome assembly.
AAGCCUGUCAGUUACCGCCCACCAAGUAACUCAGCCAGGUGACAGCUGAGUUAGCAGAUACUACCCAGCUGAACUCUGCGCACCAGAACAGACAAGAGAACGUCAUUUGACAGCCCAAAAUACAGUGGAGCACGGUCAGAGAGUUAUGAAGUUUCCGCACUAACUGUGUAUUUGUGUGUACGCAGCUUAAACGCCUCUCUUCCGCUCGUUCCGUCCAGCUAGCAGCGCGAGGAUAUCAUUAACGUUAAGUGUGACGUUACUACAACCGAGGAUCCAACGGCUGCCGCAUUUCUUACCUGGUCACGUUAAGUAUACACCGUCGACAUGUCCGAGCCGACCGGAGAGGCGAAGCUGGAGAUGAAACAAGCGAGCAAAGAGGUGAAAGAGAGCGAAAACGUCGCGGAAAAAUACUCUGCCAUGACCGUGAGCAAGAAUAGCGAAAUGGGCAUGGGAGAGCUGUCCUCUGCGUUCAGUGCCGUGCCCACACACAAGCCAGUGAAGAAGGUAAGAAGGCUGAGCACACUCUGGAACAGCGUGGAUGUGUGUAUUUAGGGUUCAAAAUGCUAUAAAAGGUUGUUUGUGUCUCACCAACUUGUACUUUGCUUUGUUAUGUGCUUACAGCUACAGGUCGACACUUCCGUUGUUUUGAUGGGUGGUUUAAUUUCUUAAGUGCUGAAAUUCUUAAGAACUGUAACGUAGUUUGCUUUUGGAUCGAUGAGAUUUCACAUUUUAAUGCUUGUAAUAAGGUAAAGUCAUAAGAAGCAACUUACACAUGAUUGACUUUAUUAGGUAAUUGCAAUAUUUCGCUCCUUUAUCAUUUUAAGUGUAUAUUUAAAGUUAGUUUUGAUAUAAUAAAGUGGUAGUAGAUCCUCAACAAAAAGCCACAUGUGUCAUAUUACCAUUCAACCAAUCAAUCAGUCAAUCAGUCUUUAUUUAAAUAGCACUUUUCAUACACAACAUUUAGCACAAAGUGCUUUACACAGAAAAAGGAAUACAAGAAACAAAGAAUACCCAAAUCUACCCCAACCCAAGAUUAAAAGAAUACCCAAAUCUACUCCAGCCCACCCCCUCAUUCCCACCCCACGAUCUAAAUGCAUCAGAAACAGUAUUAAAAUGCAUAAACUUGAAAAGGACUUGAUUUCGUGGAAACAGGAAUGUGCGCACUGAGGAAAUGUCUUUUUAAAACUCAAGAUAAGGAAACACUGGAGGUUUAGGUUGAAAUCUAAAAACAAAGAAACAUAGAAUGAAAUUUAAGAAAUAAUAAAUAAAAACCACAGUAAAAGAUACUAAAAUAAGAGCACCAAAAUAGCUGAAUAAAAGAUGACCCUGUCAUUAAAACUAGAAUAGAUAAAUGCUAAAACACUUAAACAAAGUUGAUUAUAUGAAAUUUAGUUAAAAACAAGAGGAAAAAGGUAUGUUUUUAGUUUGCUUUUUAAAUCAUAAAGAUAAGGUGCACUCCUCAGGUCUUCAGGUAAGCUGUUCCAUUGUCUACUUCAGUCUUAAACCUCACAGUUGAGUCCCUUUAAUCAGAAAAACCUGAACUUUUCUUUUUCAUAUUCUCUAAUGGACUUGUGUUUCACUUGAAGUGCUUGAUUUCUCAACCACAUCCAGCUCAAGGAAAUAGAAAUAGUUCCUCCAUGCCACUCAAACAAAAGAAGAGGUUCACUGUCACCUUCAAGGAACAAGGAAGAGUUUCACUCCGAGUCUUUGGGGCUUUAGAAAAAUAUGUUCACUGCUCAUUUUAUCUAGACAAGUGACUUUAGACAGAAUGCAAAGCUUCAACAAGUUAUGAGUCCAUAAAUUAUCUGAGUAAAAGCACUUUUUUGUAUCGUGUUAUACCUUUCUAUAUGUAAUUGCAAGAUGAAAUAAAGAGCUGGGUGUAUGGAUUUACUUGCACACUGUCUCUGUGAAAUGUAAAAUUGAACCCGUCAUCUUAACUCUUAACUAGUCAGCCAUUUUUCCUCAUUGUUGGCUGUUUAUGUCACAUCCUCAUUAUUUAUGGGGGAACUUAAUACUAUAUCAACAAACAGAGUUUAAGAUGUUCUUGUUUUGUGGAAGAGUUUGAAUUUCUUUUUUUUUUUUUACUAUAUCAGCUUUAUUUCAUUUAUCCAUUUUGUGUGCUAAUUACAUGUCAGUGGUCAUUGGAGGCGGAGCCAAACUCAGCUGCCACUGGGCAAAAGGCAGGGUCUGCUGGACAGGUUGCCAUCAUAUGACAGGAUAACUUACAGACAGACAACCAGACAUACUCACAGUUGAGGGCAAUUAAGGGUUACCAAUUAAACCAGACAAGCAUAUUUUUAGACCAAGGGAGGAAGCGGGAAUUCAUGCGUGCAUGAAGAGAACAUGCAACCCCACACAGAAAGGCCCCAGCUGGGAUUCCAACCAGGAACCCUCUUGCUGUGAGGCAACAGUGCUAACAAAAGCACGACUGUACUUUACUGAUUUGUGAAGUUUUUGCUAUCGAGCUUUUUUAUUACAGUGCUAAAACAACAGCAGUUACCAUAUGGUGCAUUACAAUAUAACUGGAAUUUGAUCCUGUUGAAAUAGUAAGCAUAAUUCACACAUCAUUUUAAUGUGAAUUAGCUGAAUUUAUAUUUAAACUUUAGGACUUCUAGCUUUCCAAACCUGGAGUCCAGAAAUUAAAGCCUGAUCAUGAGCACAGACUGAUGUUGUAACUGCUGAGCUCUUCCAUGGUGAAGUAGAGUCAGCUAGAAUAAAUGUGAAAUAAUUUAUGGUGUUUUGUCCCAGGGAAGAGGAGCUACUGAGAACAAGAGCUGACAGAUACUUUAAUUUUCAUGAGGGUUCAAAAUAAGCCUUGGUCUCCUUAAGGAGGAGAAGAAGACUUGCUGUGGCCAUGCAUGAGGUUUAAAGACCUCAGUGAUGCAGGAUCAAAAUUAAGUAUGUGACAUAUGUUAGCUUUUCUUUUAGUGUUAUGUUAAUUAACCAUUAUGUCCCAUUGUUAAUAUUAUAUGGAUUAUUCAGUGACGUUACAAGCUUACAAAUGAUUAUUCACGAAAAUGAGCCCAGGAAUCAUGCUUGAGUGAUGAUUUAUUGUCGACUUUUGUGUAUAUUUGUCGUUGACUCCUAUAAAAUUCAGCAGAGUACACACAAUUGGCCAGGACACUUACAUCAUAAAAAGAGGGGGGGGGGGGCAAAACUUAAAAAAAUAAAAAUAAAGAAAAAGCCGCAAAUAGUUUAUGUCUAAGUAGUCAUAAUACCCAACACAAGACUUCAAAACAAGACCACUAUUAUUCUAUGGGUGACAUCACUGUACUCAUGAUUACUCUGUAUACAAUACAUAGGUCAUGGACAGUAUCUGUCCAUCUUGAGCCCCAUCCCACUUGUUGUGUCCAGGAGAAAAAUAUGUGGCCUUGUCACCUUAAUCACAGGAGCACAGCUUCACAUUGUUCUUUGUUGCCAAGUUCUUUUCAGUGGUAUGUGGAGGAUUUUCAGUACCAGGACUAAACCCAGAAACCCGAGACCUACCACCAGAGUGAUGAGUGUGUCUCUCAUUCAGAGAGAAAGAAAGUGAAGCUGUCAUGACAAAGAACUCAUUUAACUGUGGACUGCGGGCUGUAACUACAUCAAAACAAAUCUUUUUGUACUUUAAUUUUUAUUCAGAAUAUUUGAAUAAUUUAGUUCCCCUAAAGCGGAAAUAUCCAACAAAUCUAUUAAAGGAAAUGUCAAGGAAAACACCUGAGUUGCAGUGGUCUGUUUGUCCAGUUUUCCAUUCCUGGUUCCGCUACACAGCAUGUGAAAAGAUAAAGUUGCAGCACACUUCAGAUUUUCCUUGCUAUCUGGUUUUGCUUGAUGCAUAAAGGUUCCUUGUAAACAACAAAAUCAGAUGAGAGCUGCAAGGGAGAUAAGCUAAGCAGGCAUACAGCUAGCUGCAGACUCAUUAAACAAAUUCAAUACAUGAUGUACACAAUUGACCUGAAUGUGGACGAACUUAUAAUGGGCAGGCGGACAGUAAAAAUAAGCAGAAAUCAAGCUGAAUGACAGCUUGUUGUGACAGAAAACAAUGACAGAAAAAACUAGCAUCAUUGUUGUCAUAGCAUGUAAGCAGUUAGGCAGUAAUCCAUACUAAUAGCAGUGAAGAUUGAUUAAUUGUUCAGACGGGCUGUUAAUUGUAAAACCACAGCAUCCGUAUGACAUUGCAGCACAGUUUGCAGUGAUAUUUUUUACCCAAGGAGAAUUAGAUCAACAGGAAACAGAGGAAAUGAAGGGGGUAAGUUUUUUAGUUUUUAGUUGUCGUAAGCUGAGGGGGCUUUCACAAUUAUUACAGAUGCAUUAGUAAGACAGGACAAUCCCGGAAAUGGAAAAUGGCUUUGGUGGCUUAUUUUUUGAACAUCUGUCUCUCUAGGUGCCCAUAUGUCUGUUUCUCUGUGGCUGGAUAUCUAUUUUGUAAAUACAGAAAUAAAGGUUUCCAUCAUUCGGGCAGAAUCUUUUCCUCUUGAGGGAACAACUUUCACUUUCUUCAUCCAUACUCAGUCCAAACUGAAGUCAUAGAAUUAACAUGUCAAACAGGAUUGAGAUAAAAACAGACUUCCUCCUGUUAUUCCGAGUGCACAGUACCUAGCUGGACAGUAGCGUGAGCUUUUAAUUUAAGCACAGCUUUGCUUUAUGGCUGGGUGUUGUAUCCAGUUGAAAAGACUUCAGUUCAGACCGUUUACAAAACUGCUAAAUGACAGGGUGUGACAUGAGCUUUUUCCUUUUUUUUUAAACAGCAAAUCCAGUUUGUAGAGGACAAGCAGGAGUUCAGCAGGUUCCCCACCAAAGCAGGCCGCCGCUCGCUGUCUCGCUCCAUCUCUCAGUCAUCUACAGACAGCUACAGCUCUGGUAAGAAAGAACGACAGCAAGACAUGGAUGCGCCAGAGUUAAUUUUAACUGCAGCAAGUGUGUGCGUACUGUAUAAGUGCAGUAAUCAGUAUAACAUUCGAGGAUAAGACAGAUGGUGAGUAUGGAGCUCUUAGUUCCUUGGAUCGUUUAUUAAUUUUUUGUCGACUCCACGUGCAAACAAUUUUAUUUCUUUGGCUUUGUUUGCUUUUAGAUACCAUUUGACCCCGGUUUGAUACCUUGCUGCCUUUAGUGGCCUGCGCUUUUUGACUUUGUGUCUUUAACAGCUGCAUCCUACACAGACAGCUCUGACGAUGAGACCUCCCCCCGGGACAAAACUCAGGUUAACUCCAAAGGCAGCAGUGACUUCUGCGUGAAGAACAUCAAACAGGCUGAGUUUGGCAGACGUGAGAUUGAGAUUGCAGAACAAGGUGGGCUACAGCACAGUAAAAGUCACUUCUCCAUUUCACUGAAAUGUUGAUUUAAUAAACCACACGUUAUCUCCUGUCAAAAAUAAAUUUUUUGGGGAUUUGACAUGUCUUAAAAAUAUACCACCUUUUGAAAAGUUACCUCUUUUUAAAUAUCCCUGUGUCAUAACACCUGGUGGCCAGAUGGACCACUUAUCUAGAAAAAUAAACAAUCUAAAAACACAGUAAUCAAGACAAGAAAUGUAUUGAACAAGUUUUUUUGGAAAAUGUAUCAAUUUAGCUAUUUUACUAUUCAGUUGCUGCCAAAUGGGGCAAAAGUCAAGCUUUGUUAGUCCCCUUGUAUCACACUUGCACUGCCUUUCUCACUCAUCCUUUUUCGUGUUUUCUUGAUUUCAGAUAUGUCGGCUCUGAUCUCACUCAGGAAGAGAGCUCAAAGUGAGAAACCACUGGCGGGGGCCAAGAUUGUGGGCUGCACUCACAUCACUGCCCAGACUGCAGUAAGUUCUCCAGAUGAAUGUGUCGUCAUCGCCCAAGCAAAAGUUGCAGUGUGGCCUUGCUUUUUAGUCAGGAUAAGAUUCUUGGUUUGAUUCAUUCUCAUUUUCGCUCCAUGUGCUGUGUUCCAAACAGGAUCUCUUUAUGUCACUUGCUGACUUUUCGGUCACUCAAAUCUAAAAAAGCUUCAGAGCUGUCUCUUAAAACACAUGGCUUUGUUUUUGUGUGCAACUCAUCAUAAAUCCACAAACAGCCAACAUGACUGAGUCCAGUUUAUAACAGAGGAUAAAACAGUGCUGCAGACAGAUCUGGUCGUGUGUAAUCUUCAGUCAUUAACGAGCAGUCUGUUUGUGACCAGCUUCAUUUUAUUUGCUCAUUUUUACAUCAAUUUCCUGCUUCCUUCCGUGUGUGUUCAGGUGCUGAUUGAGACUCUGGUGGCUCUUGGGGCUCAGUGUCGCUGGACUGCAUGUAACAUUUACUCCACACAGAAUGAAGUGGCUGCUGCUCUAUCAGAGACUGGUGAGAAGGAAGAGACCCUUAAAUCCAAGUUUAUGCACUGCUUAUAAAAGAUAUUUAGUAGAUAAGUAAAGUAAAUUUAAUAAUAACAGUUGACCAAAUUGCUGUUCAGUCGAGAAUCACUAACACCAGAUAAGACAAUAAAACACAGGCACAUCAUUCUGAAGUGUAAGGGUUGGCUUUGGUCUUAGCCUUUACUUUGAGACUCCCAUGACUGGUCCGUGGGCCUGGAGGAUCUUGGUGAAACAUGUGCUUAUAAAAAGUCAGAGAGAUAGGUCGGCGAAAGCCCACUGAAAGACAGAAGUCCUCCUCUUACAGGAAAGUUCUGUUUUUUUUUUUUUAAUUAGGUUGUUUGAGAUACUCACUAAUAGCCACUGUACUAUAUACAGCAAAUAACAGUUGGAGUCAUAGCUGGAGUCAUGGUUGCAGUCUAAGCUAAGCUAAGCUAUGCACUAAUGCAGUAGGGCCACUUUAGUUAGCCACUGUUUGAUAUUCUCAAACAAAUAUUAAAGUUUUAGUGACUGCUGUGUGGAUUUGUCCUUCUGUAUUGUAUUUUCAGACAGUGUCUAAAGAACCACAUCUUUCUCUUAUGUUAUGUACAGCUUUAUUUGCUGCCUACAGUACCACAUAACUUGGUUCCCACCAUAGACUGUACAUAAAAUGGACAGAGUCUGCCUCCUCGCUGGUUGAAGCCACUCUGAGAACAGCACCCUCUGUUGACAGGCUGCAGUAUAGGUCAUAAAUCCCCUCUCCGCCAGCAAACCUUAUGGGGCUGUAGACAAAUUUUAGAAAUUUGUUACACAGAACAUACAUUUUUCUCCCCCCGCUGCUUGUGAUGUUGACAUGUAGUUAUAGUAAGACUGGUUUGUGCUCAAGUCAUCUUUUUUUCUGUGAAGCUCAGUUUUUAAAAGUUAUUAGGGGGUUCAAGUUUUCUAUGAUUGACAUCUGAUACAGCCUAUGGGCGUACAGAGAUUGCGUCGCUCACCCAGGGGAUAUGCUGUUUGAGCCGAGCGUCAUCACAGCGACUCUCAGCGACUCUCCCGCCGAGUGCGUACAGUGCUACUGCACAAUGUUGGUUUCAGGAAGUGGAGAAAUAACACGGAAUUACUGAGAGCUUUUUGGCUUCAAAUCCAUAUACUGGUGGGAGGCAGAACCAAGUUGUCCAUAGUAUAUACAGUCUAUGGUUCCCACCAGAGGUCACCUAAUAACCUUGUUACUGAAAUCCACAUCGAUGUAUAGACAGGGACUGCUGGUGCAGCUAAUAAUCUGCGUCUUGAUGUUGUUUUCGAAUCCACCUCUGUUUCUGUUCCUUAAGUUGGUAGCCUGGCUGUGAACAAUAACAACUUAAGGAUAAGACAUUAUGACCAGAAAUCUUUUUAUCGCCAACUGCUGGCUGCAGUCCCGAAAAGUUUCUCAUCACUCCUUGAGGCAUGCAUAGUUGCCAGAUGAUAGCUAAAGGGUGAUGAGAUUGCUAUGCUAUAUAAAGGACUUAAUCUAAGAUAAGAACUGGGCUGAAAACGGUGGAUUGAUCACUGAAUUUAUCCUUCUGUGUAAUUUUAAAUCACUGGCCAUUUCAGUUACAGUGAACUCAAAUUCUUUGACUUUUUCACCUUAAAUCCCACAACUGCUGGUAUAAACUACACUCCAGUUUUGGUGGGUAAAAUCCCGCAUUAAAAUCAGUUUCUAUAGUUACGCACAAACUCAUUAGUGUGAUUUAACAGUAUGCUCAAUGUUCUCUUUUUUUAAAAGGUGUUCUUUGCCAUGUAAGCAUAUUGUGUGUUUCAAAACAGAGGAUUUGUCUGAAAUUGUUUAAUAAACUCUUUAAAAAAUCCACCAUACAGAGACAAUGGAAAGACAUUACAUUUGGCAUUUAGUGCAGAGACAGUGCUACUUGAGCCUUUAUAUCUGUGGUUGCUAUGAAACUGCUUCAAGUAUGUACUAAAUUACCACAGUAGGUCUUUCAUGAUGUGACAAGCUGUGGGGAGUUGUGGGAGAUUUAGGAGUUGCUUAGAAGAGAUCAGGCAUUUUUUCUUUGGGUUGAGUUUGCGUCUUCUGUUUACUGAGAUACCUCUGGGCGUGUUUGUUUUAUCUGGGAAUAAGACAUACCGUACAUUUUUAAUUGUAGUGCUGUCUAGUGUGGGAAAAGUUAUACCAAUUUGUUUAAACUCCCAGUAAUGAUAUCCAUUUCUAAGAAGGCUGCCAAGUUUGGCCUUUCAGUUUUGUGUCCAAAAUAAUGGCGUUCCAUUAAAGUAAAAUAGUGUAAAAUGAUAGCAUUCUUCCAUGUUUUUCAGGAGUGGCCGUGUUUGCUUGGAAGGGGGAGUCUGAGGAUGAUUUCUGGUGGUGCAUUGACCGUUGCGUCAACACUGAGGGUUGGCAGCCUAACAUGGUAAGUGCAAAUGAGACUAUUCAUGACUUCAUGAGACUGUUAGACUAAUUUUGUGAACAAUAUAGACACUACAAUGGGCAAUACAAUGUGUCAGUUUACUAACACUGAGACACAAAAGAAGAAGUUUUAAUUUGUUCUCCUGUGUUUAAGAUUCUUGACGAUGGAGGGGACUUGACACACUGGAUGUACAAGAAGUACCCUAAUGUGUUCAAGAAGAUCCGGGGUAUUGUGGAGGAGAGCGUCACUGGAGUACACAGGUGAUUUAUGCUGCAUAGAUUUACACCUCCAGUUCUCCUGUGGCACCACCCACUCAUGAAAUGAAAAGCUUGUACAUCAUUUUCACUCUCUCCUCCCUACAGAUUAUAUCAGUUGUCCAAAGCUGGCAAACUGUGUGUACCUGCCAUGAACGUGAACGACUCUGUGACAAAGCAGAAGUUUGACAACCUGUACUGCUGCAGAGAGUCCAUCCUGGAUGGGUGAGUGAGGAUAGGCUUGGUGAAAUGGUCUAAAAUUUUUCUUAUGAAAUUGUUUCUAUACUCUUUACAGAUAAUGACUUCCUUUUGUAUCAUUCUUUAUCCAUAAAAAUAAAGUGUUUUGUUCCAGGUAAGACAGGUAGAAAAAUUGACAUCCACAGAAAAACAAAUAAUUAUUUAGCAAAUGUUGAAUUUUUGUUACGUGGGGAAAAUUUGCUUCUUUAAUUUCACUGUACAUAUGUCAACCUAAAAUUGCUGGAUUCUGUAUCAUUCAGACAGUCUGUGUAUGAAUGACCAUUAAUACGCAGACUGGAAUUUUUUCACCUUAACGAGUUUUACCAAUUUAAUGUCUCAAACUCCCUCAGCUUGAAGAGAACUACAGAUGUCAUGUUUGGAGGCAAACAGGUUGUCGUAUGUGGGUAUGGCGAGGUGAGAACCUGUUUUUCAAAUUAACUUUUUGCGGCUAUGUUAACCUAGUAGCUUUGAAAACAUUCAUAGGGAGUCAUUGCAUUCACACACAAUACAUAGACGAUGUGCAAGAACAUCAGUAGCUGCCAUAACAAAAUUAGCAGAAUUGAUUUUAAAUAAUCAAAGUUUGUACUAUGCACUCGGAUUGGAAGACUAAUUUUCAAAAGCCAAAGAUUUCCUGUUGAGAUGUUUUAUCUGAAUGAAAACUGGCAUAUGUAACUUUGCUGCUCAUACAAUGAUAAAAUAAAUUCUCAUCUUUGCAGGUUGGGAAAGGGUGUUGUGCAGCUCUGAAAGCUCUGGGAGCCAUUGUCUAUGUUACAGAAAUUGAUCCCAUCUGUGCCCUGCAGGCCUGGUGAGAAAAACCCACACCAGGGAAUAACUCCACUCUGAAUGUAUUGAAUGUGAAAGCAUGUGAACUGGAAAGACAGCAGUGUGGCUAACAUCGCACUAAGAGCUGUCUUAAUUAUUAACUUUGAGAUGACUUAUUUUUAGCUUCAACUCAAAUGCACUGCAUGGACUUAGCAGGGAGUCCAGCCCUGUAACCCCAGUUGUUUGUCAAAAUCAGAGAUUUUCUGGUUUGUUACUGUCCUUAUGGCUGAAUGCUGGACCUCUGUUUCCUCCUUUGUUCUGACAGCAUGGAUGGAUUCAGGGUGGUAAAGCUGAACGAGGUCAUUCGUCAGGUUGAUGUCAUCAUCACAUGCACAGGUAACUCCAUGUAAAACCAUUAUGAUGUCCCUGCUCAUUAAAGUGUAAUUGCAGUCUUUAUAUAACUGUUCAUGUAUGGUAUAAUGAAUAUCUUAAAGGUGGGGUAGGCAAGGAUCCGUUAAAGAAGCAUCUUUUUUGUGGUUUAUAGACAAAAAAGCUUUAAAUAUCAGUCAAUAGCUAUUAGUUAUUGAUGACGUUUGGUAAUAUAACGAUAUUGCUGUGUUUAGUUAUGUCUGUGUAGUCAACAUUUAAAAUUUUUUGAGCACUCCGCUCUUUCUUAAUGUAAACAAAGCUGUUCUCCGCCUUCCCCAACCUGAUUGGUUGUGAGGCAGACGCUGCUCCCCCGUGUCGUUCAGGAGCCCAAACAAAGUUAGCGUGCUACAAUAUCGGACAGUAGAGACCAACCAGGAAGUACAGAAAAUUGUCUGAAUCCUCCUUUGGCCACGACCGCCAACACAAGCAAGAAAACGAAGUAAAUACCGGAGACUGUGGCGGAAUAACAGGCGCUUAAAACGGAGGUAGACCACUCGGACAAGAGCUAAAAAAGCCGGGUUAACAAUGAUGGGGGACGCUUUGGGAUCUUACAGACCCUGUAACCUUUAUGCUGGACAGGUGAACUGCUUUAACAAAGUAAGCCAAGUGUCUGUAACAGAAGUGUUUCUUGUCAAACGGGACCUGCUGUAUGUUGUAGCGCCGCUAAACUGUUUACCUCGUCCUGGACUACGUCACUUUAUCUUAGUUGUAGAAGUCCUGCAAACAUUGUGUUUGCUGGUAGUCUGUUGGCAUCUACAGUAGCACCAAUGCUUUUUACUUUCACGUUGAUUGGGCCCCAUUUGUAAUUCUCUGGAGUAUUUUUCUGCAGUAUAUCUGAAUUAAAUUGGAGCGAUACGAGCGAGCGGGAACGUCUGUUUGUGGGCGGGGCUUGCUGGAGCAGAGAGGGAGGGGAGAGGAGGAGCUGAGGGGAAAACUGGUUGGGAGGGGUAGAGUUUACAUUCAAGAUUUCUCCCAAAAACUGGCACUUCCUCAGAUCCUGCCCACCCCACCUUUAAGUUUAGGUUCUUUAGACGUCUCUGCUAGUUAUGACUUGUGUGAUAGAUGAUGUCCAGUAUACUGACUGCUCCGAAACAACUGUGUUUUUUAGGGAACAAAAAUGUGGUGACUAGAGACCAGUUGGACAGAAUGAAAAAUGGCUCCAUUGUGUGCAACAUGGGACACUCCAAUACUGAAAUUGAUGUGGUAUACCAGCAUAUUUAAGAUUCCUUUAUUUAUACCAUACAUUCAAACAGCGACCAAAGGUCAGUCAUGUAUUUUUAAGUAUUAUAAAUAGCCAUAACUUGAGAGAUUUCCUCAUCUCUAACAGGCAAGUCUUCGGACCCCAGAGUUGACCUGGGAGAGAGUGCGCUCUCAGGUGGACCAUGUCAUUUGGCCUGAUGGCAAGAGGGUCAUCCUUCUGGCUGAGGUAGCUGGCCAUAUUUGUUUGACUCACAACCAUUUGUGUUGAAGAUAAAAAAUAAUAAAAAAUUCCUUUACUUUAUGAUAUAUAAUUGUCAAGAUUUAUUUUCAAAGUAAGAAGUAACUUUAUCACUUAACUGCUUGUAGCAACAUUGCCAUAUGCAAGAUGCCAUUUUGUUGUAACAGAGAUACUCAUACCCCAUUGCGUCUUUAAGCUUUUUCUCAUUCUUACAAGAUGUUUUCCUCCACAGGGACGUCUCCUUAACCUCAGCUGCUCCACUGUCCCCACAUUUGUCUUGUCCAUCACAGCCACAACUCAGGUAACAUGUACAUACCACCAGCCUACAGUGAUUAACACAGAUGUAUACAGGUCACGUGCCACACUCUUUAGUUAGACCACAGUGUGUUACUGUUUUAAUCACUAUCCUUAACCCAUGUUUUUCAGGCUCUGGCACUCAUAGAGUUGUACAACGCUCCCGAGGGACGUUACAAGCAGGAUGUUUACUUGCUCCCCAAAAAGAUGGGUAAGUUGUUCAUGCCAGGGCUUUGGAGCUGGUGUAAACACAUUUCUUGUUGAAAUCAAAAAUCACAAACCCUGACUGGUUUCUACUUCAGUCUUAGAUCUCUCUGCACAGUUGUAUCCAGCUGACAUAUUUUUGAUUUUCUGUGUUGACUCUUGUGUAAGUAUUCCUUUCUAACCAAAUCAUGCCUGUGUAUUUCAGAUGAGUAUGUCGCCAGUCUACAUCUUGCCACUUUUGACGCCCACCUGACGGAGCUCUCUGAUGAGCAGGCAAAAUACCUGGGCCUGAAUAAGAACGGUCCUUUUAAACCCAACUAUUACAGGUACAACCAUAAAAGUGUUUACUACAGAAUACAAAAGGAUAGCUGUGCAACUUUAAAUUAUAAUCUGUAUUUUCCUGUAUUUUACAAUCAAAUGUUCAGACUAUAAAUGAUGUGUAAAAGUGCCAGUUUACAGUCCAGUGUCCAAAAUAUUCAGUUUGCAUGCAUUUUCAAUGAAAAUUACAGCUAAAGUGUAACAUAUGACUCAUUGCUUUCACUAGGCGUUUGAUAUUUUGUACUCUUUACCUGAUUUCUUUAAGAUGGAUCACAGGCACAGAAAUAUGCACACAGGGGCUUUACAUAAAGUUGUUAAAAUUUUACCUUAAGAGAUGUCCUAGUUUAACCUUUUUGUUUGUGUUUGCAGGUAUUAGUCUGCAGGUGAUUCAUAUCUCAGAUGUGAACAGUACCCAACACGAUCUUUAUCUCCCAGACAAAUGAAGAAUUUAUGUAUAUUGUAUUUUAUAUUUUUCAUGGGGUUCACAGCUUCUUUUAAUUGUAUUUUACUGGCCUCAGUAAGUUUCGCUGCACUUCCUACUUCCUGUGGGACAGCACAGGACACCUCACUGAAAACUCUGUGUAUCCACAGCACUUAAAUCUGCUUUAAAAUUUGAGUUUAUAUUUCUUUUUCCAUGAAAUUUUGGCUCCUUUUAACAGUUCUUUAUAAUACUGAGUAAUAUAUAAAUGUUUGGUGCCAAAUGACUGUGACUAGUAAGGGUUUAAGCUUUUGUGAAAUGUUCAUCUUGAAAUUAUGAGACUCUAAAUCAUGUAAUCCCUCUCCCAAUGUAAUGCGAUGUAAAGGGUCCCUUGAGGUUUUUGUCCACACUAAACUCCCUUGGGUCCCUCACCAACUUCUCUUUUAAAAACAUUGGGAACAGUCUCCACAAAAAACUUGGACAUGUCUGACAUGCCAAUUUAUAAACAAGAAUCAAAAUCCAAUAUGAACUAUUUGAUUUAUGUCCAAAUGUUUUUAAGGAGUUGGUGGACCAAAUUUUGUCAUAUUUGGAUAUAAAAAGUUGGUAAUUUUGGAUGUUAAUUGAUCAGAUGACCAGAAAUUUUACUCCAAUUGGAUGUGACUUUGUGUAUGCUGGAUGUUUAAGUAAGCAACUGUUUGCUUACAAAUGAGCCAUAAAAAUGUGAUACUCUGGGUUAAUCCAGACUGUGUUUCUGAGAGCUUUGUUUGAUUUAAUCCUGCCCAGUAAUGGUCAGGAUCACUUAAUGCAGCUUCAGUGUUUUCUGCUCGCUUUGGUCUGGAAGCGCUCCUUUACUUCACACAUUCCAUCCACGGUAUACAGAAAAAGUGUUUUCUGUAGUCACAUCCAAAUCACUGCGAGCAAAUCUGGACGAAAGGUUUAAGUACUAUUUAAGCGAGGCAAGUUUAAGAAGGGAGCUCUCCAUCUGUUUCUUUAAAAGUUGAGUCCGUUAAUGAGGUUUUUGGUGUCUUGUAAGACUGAUAUCUGCACCUCAGGGCAUUCAAAUAUCUAAAAUUGUUUGUAAAUAUAUUUUUAACAGUUUCGUACUCUAUCAGUACUCAGUCUCAGCAUCACUGUCAUGAUUUCGCUACCACAGAACUAUAAAAACUAGAGAUUUUUAUACUCAGUGAUCCAAAUAAUCUGUACAUGAACUGAAGCUAUGUAUAAUCUGUGCAAAGACAUGAUCAGUUACACAUUACCUGUGAAACAGUGUUACAUACAGUACAGUCAUGCUGUAUGUUUCUCUAAGAAGCUGAUGUCAUAUCAUGUGAGGAUGGCUGUUUCCUACAGGAGAAUUUUAGGCCUAAAGAUGACUUAUUCUUUAUUCCUGCCAGCACAUUUACCAUAGAAGAUGUUGUUGAUUUAUCAUCUGUGUCAUAAUACAGAAUUUUAAUAGCUUUGUUUUUCAUUUCCUGGUGUUUUUUAUUGUUCAAAAGGCUUAAGAACUGUUUUGUUAGGCUUGCUAUAUGCACAAGCUUAUUAUGCCACUUUUACUUCUCUAAGAUUAGCUGUAAAAUAUUUUUAGAGCCAUAAAAUCUGCAGGUAGUAGCUGUGGUCUGAGGAUCUGAUUCACAUCAAACAACUCAGAGUAUUACUCUCCCUCCAAACUAUUGGCAUGUUAUUCCCUUGUAUAGUAUUGCUUCACAUGUAUUCAAUGUUGUGUCACUUAAGUAACAACUUAAAUUUCAUCUGCAGAAUAACAACCAAUCCAUUGAAUUAUUUUCCCAUUCAUACACACUUGCUGUUUAACUGUAUAGCAGCCUUAAGUGCUAUCAUGAAAGGUUUUUAUCUGUACACUAGCAGAUUUGGGAGCCUUACAGCCAAGGACAUUAUGUGAGAACAUCAUUCUCAGCUAAAUAAGCACCGUAACCAUGGUAACUGGUCAGUUGACAGUGCCUUGUGACUCACCUAGUGUUUUACGUGUAUUCACAUGUGCAACUGUGCUUUUCACCAACUAUCUUAAUGCCAAUAGUGGAUGUUAUUCUGCAUUUUACCAUUAAUGUUACAGCUAUGCAGCAAAGUACACUCAGUUUUCUUGUCAACAGUGUUUCACAAAUGCGAUUUGGAAAGUUGUGAAAUCAGUUUUUCACAGCAUUUGAAAAUAGAUGCACUGAUAUAAAAUGACUAACAGUUUAAGACACACGUUGGCAAUGUGAAACAUCACAGGUAUAGAUGAUUUAUUUCACUCGUGUCUGUAGAUGUUUUUCUCCUUAGACAAUCUAACGCCUAAGUUACUUACUAAGUCUUUUGUAAUGGCACUUGCCUUGCUUUUUAUGAUGAGUCCCUCUAAUUUUAAACAAUAAUAGUCCCCCAACCCUGGUUUUAUCUUUAUGAGACAAAUGAAUGUGUAAUUAUUGAAGCAGAUGGCUUUUAUCUGGUGUAAUUAGAAUAAAUAUACCACUGUGACAUUACUGCUGUUCACUGUUGCUAGUUUGAAAUUUUUGAUGUGGAGGUCAUUUCUGUAAAUGAUGUAUCGGUUAUAAAGUUGGCUUAUAUUUUCAACACUGUAUCUGUACUUUAGUUGGAAGAUCACAAAUUCAGCAGUAUACUCCCUGUUUAAAAACCUGUGCACACAUCCCUUUAAUAAAUUGCUGUUGAAAACUGAA